GGGUCCUUCAGCAGACGGCGCAGAAGUCGCACAGAGACACACAGAGAGAAGCGCGCGCUGCUGUUGUUUCUGUUGAUAAACCGGUUUAAAACUCUUUAUUGGAGUGUUUUGUCGCUGUUUAUUAGUGAUUUGUGUGUUUUCUCCAGCAUGGCUCCCACUGUACAGACACAAGCGCAGCGGGAGGAUGGACACCGGAGUUCAGCUCACAGAAGCGUCCCAGAGAGGUCUGGUGUCGUGUGCAGAGUGAAGUAUGGCAACAGUCUUCCGGAUAUCCCCUUCGAUCCCAAGUUCAUCACGUAUCCAUUCGACCAGCACAGGUUUGUGCAGUAUAAAGCCACCUCACUGGAGAAACAGCACAGGCACGAGCUGCUCACCGAACCAGAUCUGGGCGUCACCAUCGACCUCAUCAACCCUGACACGUACCGCAUUGACCCCAGCAUUCUGCUGGAUUCUGCUGAUGAGAAGCUGCUGGAGGAGGAGAUUCAGGCUCCGUCGAGCUCAAAGAGGUCCCAGCAACACGCGAAGGUGGUGCCAUGGAUGAGGAAGACGGAGUACAUCUCCACCGAGUUCAACAGAUACGGCGUCUCCAACGAGAAGGUGGAAGUCAAGAUCGGUGUGUCCGUGAAGCAGCAGUUCACAGAGGAAGAGAUCUACAAAGACAGAGACAGUCAGAUCGCAGCCAUCGAGAAGACGUUUGAAGACGCGCAGAAAUCCAUUGCCCAGCAUUACAGCAAACCCAGAGUCACACCGGUGGAGGUUCUGCCCGUCUUCCCAGACUUCAAGAUGUGGAUUAAUCCGUGUGCUCAAGUCAUCUUUGACUCUGAUCCGGCUCCUAAAGAUGUUUCUGCACCAGCGGGGGUGGACAUGAUGUCACAGGCCAUGAUCAGGGGGAUGAUGGACGAGGAGGGGAAUCAGUUUGUGGCGUACUUCCUGCCUAACGAGGACACGAUGCGCAAACGCAAGAGAGACGUGGAGGAGGAUCUGGAGUACAUGCCUGAUGAACUGUAUGAUUAUAAGAUCGCUCGCGAGUACAACUGGAACGUGAAGAACAAGGCCAGUAAAGGAUACGAGGAGAACUACUUCUUCAUCUUCAGAGACGGAGACGGAGUUUAUUAUAAUGAGCUGGAGACCAGGGUGCGUCUGAGCAAGCGGCGGGCGAAGGUCGGCGCUCAGUCGUCUACGAACGCUGUGCUGGUGUGUAAACACAGAGACAUGAACGAGAAGGAGCUGGAGGCUCAGGAGGCUCGCAAGGCUCAGCUGGAGAAUCACGAGCCUGAGGAUGAAGAAGAGGAGCUGGACCUGGAGAAAGACCUGCAGGACUCCGGUGAGGAGCGUGAGAAGCCCAGCGACUCUGAGAACUCUGAGAGCGAGUCUGAGCGUGAGGAAGAGGAGCGUCCCGCUGAUGAAGACGAGGAGGAGGAGGAGGAGGAGGUCAAGCGGCGCGAGAGGAAGAGCAGCGGCAGCGAGAGCGGAGAGGACCGGCAGGCGCGGGACGAGGAGGAGAUCUUCGGCAGUGAUGAUGAUAGUGAGGAUGAGGAGGGUGAGCGAGCGAGGAGUAACAGCAGCAGUGUUCAGCACAGCGGCAGCGAGAGAGCGUCCGACUCCAGCGACGACAGCGACAGCCAAUGAGACGGCCACACCUCACGCCUGGCCCCGCCCACCAGCCGCUGCUGCACUAAUACUGUUUAACUCUGUCCCUCCCUGUUGGGUCUCUGAUAUGAAAACACAUUCUGCUUGACCUGGACAUGUGAGAUUGAUUCUUGCUGAGAGAGUGUGUGUGUGUGUGUGUGUGUGUGUGUGUGUCUGUGUGUGUGUGUGUGUGUGUGUGUGUGUCUCCUGCUGCUGUAGUUUGACUCAGUUUUCAUCUGCUGUCAGGUGUUCCUGUUUAAUUUCUCUGCUCUUUCAUCAUGGACUGAGUGAAUCUCUCAUUAGUGAGCACCUUUAUUUGCUGGUUUUUCCUCAUCACAGUGUAAACAUUGUAAAUAAACAACGAUUUUGUUAGUA
Molecule: messenger RNA, 2004 nt
Organism: Carassius auratus (goldfish)
Lineage: Eukaryota; Metazoa; Chordata; Actinopteri; Cypriniformes; Cyprinidae
Product: RNA polymerase II-associated factor 1 homolog
Exons: 14
Coding region: 148-1629 (493 amino acids)
Biological process (GO): transcription elongation by RNA polymerase II
Cellular component (GO): Cdc73/Paf1 complex
Molecular function (GO): RNA polymerase II complex binding; chromatin binding
Source: RefSeq, a predicted model, not a curated record